Molecule: messenger RNA, 1398 nt
Organism: Phyllotreta striolata
Lineage: Eukaryota; Metazoa; Arthropoda; Insecta; Coleoptera; Chrysomelidae
Source: the annotation of a GenBank genome assembly
AUGGCAGAAAAUAUUAUAGCUAACAGUGUUGAAACAGGCAUCGGUCGCCGGCAAAGUAUACCGAUUAUUUAUACAAAAGGCACUCAUUAUGAAGUGGGAUUCAAUGUUGUUUUCUCAUUAACGAUAUUGCGUAAUUUUAACAAUACAAACAAAAGUGGGGGUUAUCAUCAUAAAGGUACAGAAAAGAACAGGAGUUUGUCAGAUAUCGUUUGGCGGUCAAGUUUGUUUUUUAUCGUUAAAAUGCCCGGUACAGAAUCAAUCGGUCGCAGGCAAUAUAUUCCGGUUAUCUAUACGAGGGGAACUCACUAUGAAGUUGGAUAUGAUGUCGGUAGAACAUUUUCCGGGCUAAUUCACAGCUUCCUAAAUGGAAACAAAACCGUUGACGAAGAAUUACUACCAGCUUAUAACACAGCCGAAGGAAAACGAGCCUACGACGAUACAUUAAAAUCAGUCAAAAAGAAUUUUCCUCAAUAUAUCAGAGAAUUAGAAGGAGUAGCCGAUGGAGCGAACGUGCCAUUUUACAAACUCUUUUUAUUACACAUGGACGAUAUAAUGCCAUCGCCUUCUCAACCACAAACGAUUCAUUUACAACCUGUAGGAUGUUCAUCAAUUUGCGUAAAUCAAAAAGACCAGGAAAUAUUAGGUCACACCGAGGACGCGCUGGCGGAUACUCUAAACCACAUUUACUUCGUAUCUGCUCACAUUCUACCCGAAAAACACGACGGAAAAUGGAAAUUCAAGGAAGAAAAAUUCACAUCGCUUUGUUACGCAGGCCAUCUACCAGGCUACACCAUGAGCUACAAUCACCACGGGCUCAUAUUCUCCAUAAAUACAUUGAGCGUUAAACGCACGCUUCCCGGGAAAUCCCCGAGGAUGUUCAUAACUAGAGCCCUUCUGGGGGCGGAAAAUUUCGUCAAGGCCCAGGAGAUUUUGCGGGACGCCGGUUGCGGCGCCGGAAACGGAUGUUCUGUCAACAUGACGUUCCUAAAUCAAGAAGGCGAUCGCAUGUUUCACAAUGCGGAAAUGGCGCCUUCGGAUAAAAACGAAUCGCAAUUGAACGUGUUCACUGCCAGUCCUGGAGAAUGCAUCAUUCACACCAACAAGUACUUGCGGAUAAAGAUUGAAGAGACUAACGAGGAAAUGUCGAAGAGUAGCGUUAAUCGCAUGGCGACGUUCAAGAAUAAUUACUCGGAGCCGAAAAGUAAAAAAGAUGUGGUAAAAAUGUUGAGCGACCAUUCGAACGAUAAAUAUCCAGUGUUCAGAGACGGGCCGGAUGAUUUCGUUAAAACUGUAGCCGUAGGUAUUUUCGAUUGUAAAGAAAAAACGUGGAGCCUUUACUCAGACAAUCCCCAAAACAAUGAGCCUCUAGUUGUGUUGCCUUUGGUAUUAAAAAAUAAA